Molecule: messenger RNA, 3417 nt
Organism: Ostrea edulis (European flat oyster)
Lineage: Eukaryota; Metazoa; Mollusca; Bivalvia; Ostreida; Ostreidae
Product: caspase-7-like
Exons: 5
Coding region: 283-1236 (317 amino acids)
Biological process (GO): proteolysis
Molecular function (GO): cysteine-type endopeptidase activity
Source: RefSeq, a predicted model, not a curated record
AUAUUUUGCCGGAAAAUUUCAAAUGGUUGAUCAAAAUAAAUUCUACCUUUUAAUGGUUUUAUGUCAACCACACGGGUAGGUAUAAUGGCAGUUAGCCAGAAAUAUUUAAAAAAUAUAAUAAUUAACAUUUAAGAAGUAAGGUAGUUCUGAACAGGACCAAAAUCCCUGAGACUAGUGAGGGGAAUAAAACUUCAAAGUUCCGUAAAAUUAAAGCGAAAGUUGGAACAUCGAACAAGUGUUAAAAGAUACAAAGGUGAAACGGAAAAACAUAAGUUCAGAAGUAUGAGUCUCUCAGUGAAAAUUUCAAAGGAAAGAUUCACUUCACAGAACUACAAAACCACCCCCAAGACAAAUGGCAACCUCUGCAAACCAGUCAUCAUUGAUAUCCGAAAAACAUUCUUUGGUUGGUUUUCACAUGAAAGACAGUCGGCCUCCAGGGACAUCGAGCUGCUAGUGGAAACUUUUCAGCAAUUAGGGUUUCCAGACUACCAUUUAGUUAGUGACCAGAAUUCCCGUUUAGAAACUGACCCCCUGUACUCCAUUGAAAACUUAAAGGAUGAAUUGCAAAGCAUCGCCAGUGAUGAAGGCAUUACUACAGACUCAGAACUCUUUCUGUGUGUAGUAUUGGCGUUUGGGGAUUCUGGGUAUUUUUAUUUACCCAAUGAUCCAAUAAGUGAUUGCCAACCCAGAGAUGGGAAACCUCCAAGAUUUUAUACGAGUGAUCUGUUGUCCCACUUUAAAGCAGAUGUAUGUCCAAGUUUGAUUCUAAAGCCAAAGAUUUUCCUUAUUCAGACAUGUGACCCCAACCUGAAGCAAAAGGACAAAUCUUUAUUUGGGGACAUUUCAGAACCGACCCCCCAGCUCCACAGAACCCCGACAGAGGCUGACCUUCUCAUCUACCACUGUCUUGUGUCAGGCGGUUAUACAGAUAAAAUGAAGAAAGAGACAAAGGAAUCCCUUAAAAAUAUUAUCGACCAUGUUGGAGACGAGAAUGGUAACUCUGCGUGUCAGUUCGUAUACACUCUUUACAAGGAGGUCAAGGCUCUCAUUGAUAGAGCAGAAGAGUUCGAAUGGACCGACCUAAUACUUAACAUUAAUAAUUCAUUGAUGGAGUUCAUCGAUGAUGAAACCGGUCAUUACAAAUCAGACGAAUGGAACAAACCGUGGAAUAUAGAACCUCGGAUUCCUGUGUGUGUCGACCAACUCACAAAGAAACUAGUGUUAAAAACUAGAUAGGACCAAAUAAUUCCUAAAGUGUCAAAUGUUUGAACCAGCAGACGAAGAAACUAGAACAGAAAGCUGAUUAAAAUACUAUACAUAUGUGCCUAUAAUCUAGAUAUGAUUCCACUAUUUCAGUAUUUCUGUUUCUUUUUUACUAUUUGUAAGCUCGACAUCUGGAAUAUGUGUACAUGCAGCUCUUUUAACUUUAUGAGGUUUUUGUGACGUCACUUCCGGUUGCGAUAUUUGAACUAUUCUGGUCUGCUUUUUCAUUGGUUUUCUCGAAAACGAUUCAAGGUAGAUACAUGUACCUGGAAGUGGAAGUUUCAGCAAUACUAGAAGAAUGUCUUUAGAUGUGCCAUAUGCAUAUCAUUGAUACAUGCAACGGUGCUCACUAUAUUUUUGGAUCAAGGAUUGAGCUCAUUUACAAGUUCUAUGUAAUAUGUAAAAAAAAAACCAAAAAAACCAAAAAACCUGUAUUUUUGCAAUAAAUAUCCAACAUUUUCAAACUUACUUGCCCUUUUCUUCUUUACAGGCCCAUUACAUGAUUAUAAAAUCAAACAUUUUUUUUAAAAAAUUUUUUUGCAUGGAUAGCGGAACAAUAUAUUAUCAACUGAAAGUGCAAGUUGCUUCCCUUUUCGUGUAAAUUGUUUUUAAACAUUCUUGAUAUACACAGUAAACUGUCAUACAGGGGGUUAGAUUCUCGAUCACGGCGCCGCCUCUAACCUUAGACGUUAAAACAAAACACCCUUCAGUUGCUAUUUGAACUGUAGUUUGUUAUUAUACUUAGUUCUUUCUUUGUAUUUGAUUAUUCCUAAGGUUUUUUUUAUAUGUUAUUAGGGUGAUUAUAUCAUUACAUUAGGCGUUAUACAAUGUAUAAUAAUAAUAAUAAUUAUGCAUUUUAAUUCUGACAAUGUGAAUAUUUUAUUCACAUGUAUGUGCACAUCGAUUUUAUAUUAUCUUUUCUCUCACAUUUGUUAGUUCUUUAGAGAACAAAUAUUGAUAGGGCGCUAUAUAAAUCUUUUAAUUACAAUUACAACAUAGACAGUGACUGCGUUGCCUAUAACCUUAGACGUUUAACAUAGACAGUGACUGCGUCGCCUCUAACCUUAGACGUUUAAGAUAGACAGUGACUGCGUCGCCUCUAAUCUUAGACGUUUAACAUAGACAGUGACUGCGUCGCCUCUAAUCUUAGACGUUUAACAUAGACAGUGACUGCGUCGCCUCUAAUCUUAGACGUUUAACAUAGACAGUGACUGCGUCGCCUCUAAUCUUAGACGUUUAACAUAGUGACUGCAUCGCCUCUAACCUUAGACGUUUAACAUAGACAGUGACUGCGUCGCCUCUAAUCUUAGACGUUUAACAUAGACAGUGACUGCGUCGCCUCUAACCUUAGACGUUUAACAUAGACAGUGACUGCAUCGCCUCUAACCUUAGACGUUUAACAUAGACAGUGACUGCGUCGCCACUAAUCUUAGACGUUUAACAUAGACAGUGACUGCAUCGCCUCUAAUCUUAGACGUUUAACAUAGACAGUGACUGCGCCGCCUCUAACCUUAGACGUUUAACAUAGACAGUGACUGCGUCGCCUCUAAUCUUAGACGUUUAACAUAGACAGUGACUGUGUCGCCUCUAACCUUAGACGUUUAACAUAGACAGUGACUGCGUCGCCUCUAAUCUUAGACGUUUAACAUAGACAGUGACUGCGCCGCCUCUAACCUUAGACGUUUAACAUAGACAGUGACUGUGUCGCCUCUAACCUUAGACGUUUAACAUAGACAGUGACUGUGCCGCCUAUAACCUUAGACGUUUAACACAGUAGUGACUGUUCCUUUGCUAAGCGUCCGGCAUUAGAAAUGAAAGUCUAGGGUUUUCCCAUGUGACAUUGAAAACGGCGGUCCCUAAUCAUGGUAGGCUUUGGCACGACAAAGAUUGCUCACUCGCACGGCCUUCAGCGCCAUGCAUAGAUCAAAAGUUUGGUGCUUUCCUUACAGCUGGUGACGUUUUUUAAAACCUGAAUGAAAAUUCUCGAAUAGUACGUAGAACAACAUACGAUAUAUUGACAGAGCAUAAGUUCGAUAUACUUUUUUUUUUAGGUCGAUAUCUCUAGUUUGUACCGAAUCAAAAGGCUACAUUAUUAAAAUAUUUUUAUUUAUACAUUUAAUUCGAUAUUUUGAUUGAAUUAAACACUGUAUCCCU